Molecule: messenger RNA, 4992 nt
Organism: Carya illinoinensis
Lineage: Eukaryota; Viridiplantae; Streptophyta; Magnoliopsida; Fagales; Juglandaceae
Product: clustered mitochondria protein
Exons: 29
Coding region: 270-4496 (1408 amino acids)
Biological process (GO): organelle organization
Cellular component (GO): cytoplasm
Molecular function (GO): protein binding
Source: RefSeq, a predicted model, not a curated record
UCUCCCUAAAUAAUUGUAAGCUCUCUCUCUCUCUCCCUCCCUCCCUCUCUCCUUCACACACAUACACUGACACACACACACGAAAAGGGCGAAAUUUCGCCGCCUCUCAGCCACAGCCCCUUCCUCUGCUUUUCCCAUAACCCUCUCCUUAAACCUCAGAUAACUUUCUUUCCCCUUAUUUAUUUAUAUUUAUAUCUCUCUCGCCGCGAUUGUAUAGAACAGUUUAGCUGCGACUAGAGAACCACCUUGCGUCUCAUUCGAAGGGAAAGAUGGCAGGGAAAUCAAACAAAGGGAGGAACCGGAGGGGAGCACAUAAUACCAUGACUGCUUCUGAAUCAGCAGUCACAUCCGAUGCUCUUGUGAAUGAUAACUCAAGUGCUUUAGAGUCUUCCAAGGCUGAUGCAAAUGGUGUUGCAACUGCGGAUGAAUCAAAUAAUGCAAUACUGGAGUUAACGGAGUCUGAAACAGAAAACUCAGCAAGCCAACAGAAGCAAGGUGAUCUUCAUCUUUAUCCUGUUUCUGUCAAAACACAAAGCGGCGAGAAACUUGAGCUCCAACUGAAUCCAGGAGACUCUGUCAUGGACAUAAGGCAAUUUCUCCUUGAUGCUCCAGAGACGUGUUAUAUCACAUGCUAUGACUUAUUAUUGCACACAAAGGAUGGUUCUACUCACCAUUUAGAAGAUUAUAAUGAAAUUUCUGAAGUAGCUGACAUUACUACUGGUGGUUCCUCUUUGGAGAUUGUUCCUGCAUUGUACGAUGAUAGAUCUAUAAGGGCUCAUGUACACCGUACGAGAGAAUUACUUUCUCUUUCCACACUUCAUGCCUCACUAUCAACUUCGCUUGCAUUUCAGUAUGAGACAUCACAAAGCAAAUCCUCUAGUUCUGGAGAUACUGCAAAAACUGAGGUCCCAGAGCUUGAUGGUUUGGGUUUUAUGGACGAUGUUGCUGGUUCACUGAGUAAUUUGCUAUUUUCAUCUUCAAAAGAGAUCAAAUGCAUGGAUGGCAUUGUGUUUUCCUCCUUUAAUCCUGCUCCAAGCUAUAGAAGGCUUGUUGGGGAUUUGAUUUAUUUGGAUGUAGUAACAUUGGAGGGUAAUAAAUACUGUAUUACGGGAACAACAAAAAUGUUUUAUGUCAACUCUAGCACUGGGAAUACUCUUGAUCCAAGGUUGAGUAAGACCACUUUUGAAGCAACAACCCUUGUCGGGCUCUUGCAGAAAAUAAGUCCUAAGUUUAAAAAAGCAUUUCGUGAAAUUUUGGAGCGGAGGGCCUCUGCACACCCGUUUGAAAAUGUUCAAUCUUUGUUGCCACCAAAUUCAUGGCUGGGAUUAUAUCCUGUUCCUGAUCACAAACGUGAUGCUGCCAGAGCAGAGGAUGCACUUACUCUUUCUUAUGGUAGUGAGCUGAUUGGAAUGCAAAGAGAUUGGAAUGAGGAAUUGCAAUCUUGUCGUGAAUUCCCCCAUACAACUCCUCAAGAAAGGAUUCUGCGGGACAGGGCUCUCUACAAAGUGACAUCAGACUUUGUUGAUGCCGCGAUUAGUGGUGCUAUUGGAGUGAUCAGCAGAUGCAUACCCCCAAUAAAUCCAACAGAUCCAGAGUGCUUUCACAUGUACGUUCACAACAACAUAUUCUUUAGUUUUGCUGUGGAUGGGGACCUUGAGCAGCUUUCGAAGAAACCUGCAUCCAAUGCUAAUUCAAAUAUUGAGAGUUUAAGCCCUGUGAAUGGUUCAUCUGAUAAGGCUUCCAGUUCUUUGUUGCAUGGAGACGGUGGAAUUGCCAAUGGGGAAAAAUGUGGAGGUUCAACUACAAAAGAACAGGAUAGUGUUGUGGAUGUGACUUCUGAUGUGUCAGCUGAAACACAGUUAACAGAAAGUGAGCAAGCUACAUAUGCUUCUGCAAAUAAUGAUUUGAAAGGCACCAAGGCAUACCAGGAAGCUGAUGUCUCUGGACUUUAUAAUCUUGCUAUGGCCAUAAUUGAUUACAGAGGUCAUAGAGUGGUAGCUCAGAGUGUUUUACCUGGAAUUCUUCAAGGUGAUAAAUCAGAUUCUCUUCUGUAUGGAUCUGUUGACAAUGGCAAGAAGAUAUGUUGGAAUGAAGAUUUUCAUUCCAAGGUGCUUGAGGCUGCUAAACGCCUUCAUUUGAAGGAACACGCUGUGCAUGAUGGAUCUGGAAAUGUUUUCAAAUUAGCUGCACCAGUGGAAUGCAAGGGUAUUGUUGGCAGUGACGACAGGCACUAUCUUCUGGACUUGAUGAGAGUUACUCCUCGUGAUGCAAACUACACUGGACCUGGAUCACGAUUCUGUAUCUUGAGACCAGAACUAAUUACUGCGUUUUGCCAGGCCCAAGCUGCAGAAAGAUCAAAGUGCAAGUCUGAAGGAGAUGCCUCUUUGAGCUCUGAUUCUUUAAAGGCUCCUGGUGUGGACGAACAGGAUUUAACAAAAGAAGGGAGGGAUGAGGAUGCUUCUUCACCAGCUCAAACGGAAUCUUCUGAAGAAAUACUUUUCAACCCUAAUGUGUUCACUGAAUUUAAGUUGUCUGGGAGUCAGAAGGAGAUAUCAGCAGAUGAAGAAAAUGUGAGGAAAGUUAGUUUGUAUCUUAAAGAUGUUGUGCUUCCAAAGUUUAUACAAGAUCUUUGUACGCUUGAAGUUUCUCCUAUGGAUGGGCAAACAUUAACUGAAGCACUCCAUGCUCAUGGAAUCAAUGUUCGCUAUAUUGGAAAAGUGGCUGAUGGGACAAAACAUUUACCUCAUCUGUGGGAUCUUUGUUCUAAUGAGAUUGUUGUGAGGUCUGCAAAGCACAUCCUCAAGGAUGUUUUGAGAAAUACAGAGGAUCAUGAUUUUGGGCCAGCUAUAUCACAUUUCUUCAACUGCUUUUUUGGAAAUUAUCAAGCUGUUGGUGCAAAAGUUAUUGCUAACGUUGUGCACUCCAGAACACAUAAAAAAGACCAAGGAGCUCAUCAAUCUUUAGGAAAGCCUUCUAGGGGGCAAGGAAAAUGGAAAAGUGGAUCAUCUGCUAGAAGAAAUCAAUCCUCAUACAUGAAUGUCAGCUCAGAAACUCUUUGGUCAGACAUACAAGAAUUUGCAAAACUCAAAUAUCAGUUUGAGUUGCCGGAGGAUGCAAGAUCACGCGUGAAGAAGAUUUCUGUUAUACGUAAUCUUUGCCAGAAGGUAGGCGUUACUAUUGCUGCACGCAAAUACGAUCUUGAUUCAGCUGCACCUUUCCAAACAUCAGAUAUCUUGAGUCUCCAACCUGUAGUGAAACAUUCGGUUCCCAUAUGUUCAGAAGCUAAGGAUCUUGUAGAAACGGGUAAAAUCCAAUUGGCUGAGGGAAUGCUUAGUGAAGCCUACACACUAUUUUCAGAAGCAUUUUCAAUACUUCAGCAGGUUACUGGUCCAAUGCAUCGGGAGGUUGCCAAUUGCUGCAGGUAUCUUGCGAUGGUUUUGUACCAUGCAGGAGAUAUGGCUGGUGCAAUAAUGCAACAGCACAAGGAACUUAUCAUAAAUGAGCGUUGCCUGGGUUUGGACCACCCUGACACUGCUCACAGUUAUGGCAAUAUGGCUCUUUUCUACCAUGGGCUUAACCAAACUGAACUUGCACUGCGUCACAUGUCCCGGGCAUUGCUCUUGCUAAGUUUGUCAUCCGGCCCAGAUCACCCUGAUGUUGCAGCAACCUUCAUAAAUGUUGCGAUGAUGUACCAAGACAUUGGAAAGAUGAACACAGCUCUUCGUUAUCUGCAAGAAGCUUUGAAAAAGAAUGAGAGGCUUCUGGGUGAGGAACAUAUUCAAACUGCUGUAUGCUAUCAUGCUCUUGCCAUUGCAUUUAAUUGUAUGGGUGCAUUCAAGCUUUCUCACCAGCAUGAGAAGAAAACCUAUGAUAUACUCGUCAAACAACUUGGUAAGGAAGAUUCAAGGACACGUGACUCCCAAAACUGGAUGAAGACAUUUAAGAUGCGUGAACUACAGAUGAAUGCACAAAAGCAAAAAGGCCAAGCUUUGAAUGCUGCUUCUGCUCAAAAAGCAAUUGAUAUUUUGAAGGCUCAUCCUGACUUAAUACAUGCAUUCCAAGCUGCUGCAUCUGGAGGGUCUGGGAGUUCGGGCACUUCCGGCAGCAAAUCCCUCAAUGCUGCAAUAAUUGGUGAGACUCUUCCUCGAGGGAGGGGAGUUGAUGAAAGGGCUGCUCGUGCAGCUGCUGAAGUCAGAAAGAAAGCUCAAGCAAGAGGCCUUUUGAUACGUCCACAUGGUGUUCCAGUUCAAGCUUUGCCACCCCUUACACAGCUACUCAAUAUCAUCAAUUCAGGUAUGACCCCAGAUGCAGUAGAGACCGUGGAAACUGAAGGCUUGAAGAAGGAAGCCAAUGGCCAUCCUUCAAACGGUGCAGCAGAUUCCAAAAACGACCAAUUGACAUCUGGGCAAGAGGAUCAGGCUCCUGCUGGAUUGGUUGCUGGCUUACCUUCUUCAGAUGCCAAGAAACAGAAAGCAAAGGCGAAAGUUUCAGCUUGACUUUUAUGCACAGCAGGGACUCAAUUGAUUGGCAAGGAAGCCGAGGAUUGUUUGUUUGAUUGGAAAUAAUUUCUAUCUAAGCAUGAGAUCUUUUUUGGGUCUGUUUGAAAUGAGGUACCCCCAUUCAACUUGGCUCUCAGAGGCUAUGAAGGGUGUUCGGAUGUGCGAAUUGACCCAUAGGUAUUCCUUUUUUGUUUUAACCAAUAAUCAGGCUCAUAGAUAGCAUGGCAGCAAUUGCUCGUGCAAAUAGAUUAAUGCACUUCUCCAGGUAUUGACAUGAAUGAGCUCAAACUCGGUUUUUAUUUCAUAUUUUAUUUUUAAAUUUUUGGCCUAUUUUUGGGUAGUAUUCGAAAGCAUUUCAAUGUUUUGUGUAGAACAGGGUCAAAUGAUCUCUAGAAUGAGAUUAGCAUAAUUUCCCUCUUUUUGAAAAAUGUGAAACAGCUUGGUUCAUUAUUGCCGCUGCUUUUGUUAUGAUGUGGAAUUAUCUUUUAACACA